Molecule: messenger RNA, 4966 nt
Organism: Trichosurus vulpecula (common brushtail)
Lineage: Eukaryota; Metazoa; Chordata; Mammalia; Diprotodontia; Phalangeridae
Gene: ANO1
Product: anoctamin 1
Exons: 27
Coding region: 193-3255 (1020 amino acids)
Biological process (GO): chloride transmembrane transport
Cellular component (GO): plasma membrane
Molecular function (GO): protein dimerization activity; chloride channel activity
Source: RefSeq, a predicted model, not a curated record
AGGCUGAAAGAUUAGCCUGGCUUCCAUGAAAGCCACUUCGCCUGCUGCUCGGGAACCCAGGGGUGGCUUUCCAAGUCCUCAGACUCCUCGCACAGAGGAGGCAGCUUGGGAAGAUCAGCCUCUUGGGCUUGCUCCUGCGGCCAAGAACCAGUUUGCUCCGGCACCCAGGGCUCUCUGCAGCUGGCGUCCAGCAUGAAGGAGAAGCAAGCACUGUCCCCGGAGGACAUGGCCCAGCAGACCACCCUGGAACCUCUGCUGCCAAAAGACGCCGGCGCUGUGCAUGGAGAGGCCACGCUGCCUGGACCUGCUGCGGUCUCCCUCGCCAGUCUGGGAGAAGCCCCGAGCUACGAGGCCAUGAGGGUGAACGAAAAGUACUCGUCGCUGCCCGCCGCGGCCGACAGGGGCGUGCACAUUAUCAACAUCCGCGCCAUCGACGACCUGGGCUACCUGCAGUCCGAGGGCACGCUGUUGAACUCACUGGCCGUGGACCCCGAUGCCAACUGCAAGUAUGGCCUCUAUUUUCAAGAUGGCCAGAGAAAAGUGGACUACAUCCUCGUCUACAAUUACAAGAGGACUUCAGGCCACAACAUCCUAGCCCGAGUCCUCCAUGUUGAUCCCUCCCUAGGGGCCCAGAGCCUCAAGCAAGAGCCUCUGCCUGGCAAGGACGGGCCCCUGGACUCGGGUGAGAUUGACCAUCAUGAAGAUGACAAGCGAUCUCGUCGGGAAGAGUAUGAGAGCAACCUCCUGGAGGCCGGACUCGAGCUGGAGAAAGAUGAGGAUACUAAAAUACAUGGAAUUGGAUUUGUGAAAAUCCACGCGCCCUGGAACGUUCUGUGCCGAGAGGCUGAAUUUUUGAAACUCAAAAUGCCCACCAAGAAGAUGUACCAGAUUAACCAGAGCCGGGGCCUCCUCAAAAAAAUUAACUCCGUCUUCCAGAAGAUAACAGAGCCCAUUCAACCCCGAGUGGCUGACAACAGAUCUCAGACCAUGAAGAGACUCUCUUUUGCCUUCUCCCGGGAAAAGCAGCACCUGUUUGACCUGAGUGAUAAGGAUUCUUUUUUUGACAGCAAAACUCGGAGCACUAUAGUCUACGAGAUUUUGAAGAGGACAACCUGCUCAAAGGCCAGCAUGGGACAAGGAGAGGGAAGAAAGAAGGAUACUGCCCUUUUAAAUAAAAGGAGAAAGUGUGGUCAAUAUGGAAUCACCAGCCUCCUGGCCAACGGCAUAUAUACCGCAGCCUACCCCCUGCACGAUGGUGACUUUGAAGGAGAAGAUAUUGAGUUGAAUGACAGAAAAAUUCUGUGUGAGGAGUGGGCCACCUAUGGGGCCUUCUAUAAGUACCAGCCAAUCCACUUGAUCAGGAAGUAUUUUGGUGAGAAGGUCGGCCUGUACUUUGCCUGGCUGGGCGUGUACACUCAAAUGCUCAUUCCUGCUUCCAUUGUCGGGAUCAUUGUGUUUCUCUAUGGAUGUCUCACCGUUGACGAAAACAUACCCAGCAUGGAGAUGUGUGACCAGCAGAACAACAUCACCAUGUGCCCCCUGUGUGACCGGACAUGCAGCUACUGGAAACUCAGCUCAGCCUGCGCCACGGCUCGAGCCAGCCACUUCUUUGACAACCCAGCCACGGUCUUCUUCUCCGUCUUCAUGGCCCUGUGGGCUGCCAUGUUUAUGGAACAUUGGAAGAGAAAACAGAUGCGGCUCAACUAUAAAUGGGACCUCACUGGGUUCGAGGAGGAAGAGGAGACCGUCAAGGCGCAUCCAAGGGCGGAGUACGAGGCCAAAGUUUUGGAGAAAUCCCUUCGGAAAGAUUCCCGACACAAGGAGAUCGAUAAGGAGAAGCUGACGUGGAAGGACCGACUCCCAGCCUACCUGACCAAUUUUGUCAGCUUCAUCUUCAUGAUCGGGCUGACGUUCGCCAUCGUGUUCGCAGUCAUUAUCUACAGAAUCUCGACCGCGGCUGCUUUGGCCAUCAGCUCCUCCCCCUCCGGCCGGUCCAACGUGAGGGUCACGGUCACAGCCACGGCGGUCAUCAUUAACCUGGUGGUCAUCAUUAUCUUGGAUGAACUGUACGGCUCCAUAGCGCGAUGGCUGACCCAGAUCGAGGUUCCCAAGACGGACAAGAAUUUUGAAGAGCGGUUGAUCUUCAAGGCCUUCCUGCUGAAGUUUGUGAAUGCUUACACCCCCAUCUUUUAUGUUGCUUUCUUCAAAGGCCGGUUUGUUGGGCGCCCGGGAGACUACGUCUACAUCUUUCAUUCCUUCCGCAUGGAAGAGUGUGCACCUGGUGGCUGUUUGAUGGAGCUCUGCAUCCAGCUUAGCAUCAUCAUGUUGGGCAAGCAGCUGAUUCAGAACAACCUGUUCGAGAUUGGCAUCCCAAAAAUGAAGAAAUUUUUCCGCUACUUAAAACAACAGCGGCCGAUUGACCAUGAAGAGUCCACCAAGAAGAAGCAGAGGUAUGAGGUGGAUUACAACCUGGAGCCCUUCUCAGGACUGACUCCGGAGUACAUGGAAAUGAUAAUCCAGUUUGGGUUUGUCACCCUGUUCGUUGCCUCCUUCCCACUGGCACCUCUGUUUGCCCUGCUGAACAACAUCAUAGAAAUCCGUCUGGAUGCCAAGAAGUUUGUCACUGAGCUCCGGAGACCUGUGGCAAUCAGAGCGAAAGACAUAGGCAUCUGGUACAAUAUUCUCCGAGGCAUUGGAAAGUUGGCUGUUAUCAUCAAUGCCUUCGUCAUCUCCUUCACCUCAGACUUCAUCCCCCGACUCGUGUAUCGCUACAUGUACAGCUCCAACGGCUCCAUGCAUGGCUUUGUGAACCACACACUCUCCUAUUUCAACGUCAGCGACUUCCAAGCCGGGACAGGUCCCAAUGACCCCAUGGACUUGGGCUAUGAGGUGCAGAUCUGCAGGUAUAAAGAUUACCGAGAGCCUCCUUGGUCGGAAAACAAAUAUGAGAUAUCCAAGGACUUCUGGGCCGUCCUGGCCGCCCGCCUGGCCUUUGUCAUCGUCUUCCAGAACCUGGUCAUGUUCAUGAGUGACUUCGUAGACUGGAUCAUUCCUGACAUUCCCAAAGACAUCAGCCAGCAGAUUCACAAGGAGAAGGUCCUCCUGGUGGAACUCUUCAUGAAGGAGGAGCAGGGCAAGCAGCAGAUGUUAGAGACCUUGAAGGAGAAAGAUAACCUCCAGGGUGCCAACUGCAAUAAUCACAGGACCCAGCGAGACAGCACAGCAUCCAGACGCUCCUACCAUGUGGCCAUUUAGCAGGAGGGAGGCCCAGACUUCCAGAACCCUCGGGCACACCAGUGAGAACCGCUCUGCCUGGCACAGGGUCCAGAGUGAGCCAAAGCCUGCUGGUGCCUGUGCUGGGCAGAAACAGAGGACCAUGUCCUGAUGGGACACUUUUUUUCCUUUUUUUUUUUCUUUUUGCACAAACUGUAAUGCGGGGAAUUUCUCUCUCUCUCUCUCUCUCUCUCUCUCUCUCUCUCUCUCUCUCAAGUCAAGGUUAAUCAAAAAAAAAAGUUGAUGGUGAUGCCCAUAGGGUCAGUGCACAUACUUACUAGAAACAGUUCUCUGAAGAGUCAGUAGUGUCUUUUCUGCUGAAAGAUGAGUGAGGAUCAGCAGAGGACGAACCCUUUUUAACUUUUCGAUGCCUUAACAUGUAGACAAAGUGGUUUUCCUAGAUGCGAGGCCUGAGCUCCUAGCAGCACAGGGAGCUGCUGAAUCACAGGCUAGGUUUGGAGGUGGGUUUUCAGAAGCUGCCAGAGCAAGGGAGGGGAAUCCAUUUCUACCCAAACAUGUUCUUGUUCUUCAUACUGAGGCCUUCUGAGCUUCCAUCCAAGAAAGCCCUGCCCCAGCCAGCCUGGGGAGCUGGGGACCAGAGUCUGGCCUUCAGGGUUCCAGAUGCAGUGCAUGCUGGGAGGGACUGAGUGUGGCCUGCCAUGGGGGGAAGGGACUCCAGACCACUCCCCCAUAUGCCCCAGUGGCCAACCCCAAUAUAUCCUCUCCCUCUCCUUCCCCUAACCACUCACCCCCAAUCCUUUGUCAAACCCUUUGGUUGCAGUGAAAGCACAUUGACAAAGGACUAUUAGAAGCGAGGCAUCCUGAGGGGUAUUUUUAGAGGCUAUUUCCAGUUUUAAAUAGAAGUCAUACCACCUCAUUCCAGAGGAGACAGUCUCAGCUUCAUGGUAUUUAUUGGUUUCAAAAAUAAAUUAUGGGGUGAGAUUGAUUUUUUUUUCUGCAGUUGGCCUAAAAUGUACCAGAGGUGGACGGAGUUUAUUAUGUUAACCAAAUAUCUCUGCAAGGCAUUUAAAAGAUUGUUCCUACCAAAGAUUUUUAUUAAUAAAGGGCUUAUAUUUUGGUAACAUGCUCUUCUAUCUUUACUUAGAGGAAUUUCACUAUUGGAUAACAGUCAUUUAGAAGGCUUAUUAAACAUACACACACAGAGAGUUCUCCUUGGUGACAGGAGUCUUCUCCAUGGACACCAAAGCCCACUGGUCGGAGAUUUCCAAAGGCCGGACCCUCUCCAAGAGAGUGGUGAAUGUAAUCAGUCAUCUUCUCAGUCCCCUUUGUGAUGUCCCGGCGUCUGUGUGAGCGGCAGGCACACCAAAGCCCACUGGUCGGAGAUUUCCAAAGGCCGGACCCUCUCCAAGAGAGUGGUGAAUGUAAUCAGUCAUCUUCUCAGUCCCCUUUGUGAUGUCCCGGCGUCUGUGUGAGCGGCAGGCACACCAAAGCCCACUGGUCGGAGAUUUCCAAAGGCCGGACCCUCUCCAAGAGAGUGGUGAAUGUAAUCAGUCAUCUUCUCAGUCCCCUUUGUGAUGUCCCGACGUCUCUGUGAGCGGCCGGCAGUCUCUGUCCCCAGCAUUAAGGGCUCUGAUACAAAUGGAUGCUUUAUUUUCUCUUGUACAGGAAGUUGUUUGAAAUGGGUUUGUAUAUAAAUAUUGUAUUAAAAAUGAGGUGAUUACCCAAAAAAUCA